Monosiga brevicollis MX1 is the source of this 1668-nucleotide messenger RNA. RefSeq lists its product as uncharacterized. The transcript is spliced from 9 exons. NCBI's taxonomy places the organism in Eukaryota, Choanoflagellata, Craspedida, Salpingoecidae. The record is from RefSeq and is a predicted model, not a curated record. Bases 149 to 1303 code for a protein of 384 amino acids.
GUGCUGGCGUUGAAGCCACUUGCUCGGGUUUGUCUUGUCAAGCUGCCUGCCCAGCCCUCGUUGGCAAAGCUUGCUGAUCUCGGGGCGCGCCAGCCAACAAAUCGGCGCUCUUCAUCGCAAACACAGACAAUUCUCUCUUUGUGCCACCAUGGCUGCCAUGGACUUUGCCGACCUAGCCAGCGCCAAGCGCGUGGUCAUUGACAAUGGCUCAGGCAUCAUCAAGGCUGGCAUGGCCGGCGAAUCGCACCCAAGCGUCAUCUGCUCCUCCUUCGUGGGUCGCCCCAAACACACUCGCGUCAUGACUGGCGGUCUGGAGGGUGACGUCUUCAUGGGUAAAAAGGCCCAGGAACAUCGUGGCCUUCUUUCCAUCAAGUAUCCCAUGGAGCACGGCAUUGUUGAGGAUUGGAAGGACAUGGAUCGCAUCUGGAACUAUGUCUAUUCCAAGGAAGGUCUCGGUGUGCAGCCCGACGAGCAUCCCGUGCUGCUGACUGAGGCUCCACUCAACCCCAAGAAGAACCGCGAGAAGGCUGCCGAGGUUCUUUUUGAGAGCUUGAACGUGCCUGCAUUAUUCGUGUCGAUGCAAGCCGUCCUGGCAUUGUACGCAUCGGGCCGCACCACGGGUGCCGUCUUGGACUCGGGUGAUGGUGUCACGCACGCCGUUCCCGUGUACCAAGGCUUUGCGGUCAAGCAUGCCAUUACUCGCGUUGACGUGGCUGGCCGUGACGUCACCCGCCAUCUCCAAACGCUGUUGCGCCGCGAGGGCGCCCUGUUUAAGACCACCGCCGAGUUUGAAAUUGUGCGCACCAUCAAGGAAGCCAAGGGGGUCUGCUUUGUCUCCACCAAUGCCAAGAAGGACGAAUCCAUGGAUGACCGCAGCAUCGCGGCCAAGUAUCGGUUACCUGAUAUGAAGGAGAUCACGAUCCACCAUGCACGCUUCCGAGCACCGGAGAUCCUGUUCGACCCCAGCAUCAUUGGCGAUGAGAGCGAAGGUGUUCACAAGGUGCUGCACUAUGCCAUCCAAAAGUCGGACAUGGAUUUGCGCCGAGACCUCUACUCGAACAUCAUCGUGUCAGGCGGUUCCACUCUGUUCGACAACUUUUGUGAUCGUCUUCUCAACGAGCUCAAGGCAUUGGGUCCCAAGGACUGCAAGAUUAAGAUUAUCGCGCCGCCCGAGCGCAAGUACUCGACUUGGCUUGGUGGUUCGAUCUUGGCCUCUCUGGAUACCUUCCGUACCAUCUGGACGGAGAAGCGUGAAUACGAGGAGGAAGGUGCCCGGAUUUUGCAUUCCAAAUCCUUCCUGUAGUUUUGCCGCAAACGCCACGCGUGAAUGUGUGAGUGUUAAAUGUGCACGUUCUUUCCAUUUCCUUGUUUUCCUUUCGUGCUGCUGUGGCUUGUGCGUGCGAUGCACCGUCUUGCUUGUAUUGUGUUGGUUGUUGUGAGUCUGUGUAUGGUGUAUGCGCGAGCGUGCACAUGUGCGACGUGUGGUUCUUUGCUUGCGCCGGGAGCUUGCAAUGGCUGUCCAAAUGCCCGGGCCAAUACCGCCCUGUGGAUGGGGUCCCAUCAAGCCUUGCACAUUUUCCCCUGCGACAAGACGCCUCUUGUUCCCACGCCUCCCAGCAAUCCCGCCCGGAGUUUUUAUUUGUUGGAAAUCUAGUCGAGAAAAUUUUC